GACGUUAAUCGAUUCUUUCUUUUUCCCUCGAACAAACCCCAAAAAUCUCAAAGAAAACACCUCUAAACCCUAAACCCAGAAAUUGACUAAGCUUCCCAUGGAUGUAAUCACUGAUAUCUUCAAUCGUCUCCCGGUGAAGUCCCUGGUGCGUUUCAAGGCCUUGUCGAAGGCAUGCAGCUCUUUAAUCGACGACCCUGAUUUCAUCAAGGACCAUCUGAGCCGUUCCAUCAAGACCAGAUCGAAUCUCAACAUCAUCCUCAAAGGUUUGCAUCUCUAUUCCGUGGAAUUCGAUUACCUGGAUAACGCCGUUCCGCUGGAUUACCCUUUGAGUAGCGGAGCUAGGACUGAAGUGUUUGGUUCGUGUAACGGAAUCCUCACAUUCAGUCUCAGCGAUAAAAAUCUCGCCUACUAUAAUCCGUCCACGCGGCAGUUUCGUCGACUGCCCGUUUCGGAAAUCGAUCCUCCGUCAGGUGAAUCGUGUAAAUCUGGGUAUAUUUUUUAUGGGUUCGGGCUAGAUGUUAAAACUAACGAUUACAAGGUCCUGAGAAUGGCGACGUUCAAUAAAACUGACGAUGAAGAGAACGAAAGUUAUUAUUUCGAUUACGAGGUUAAGGUUUAUAGUUUAAAGAAUAACUCUUGGAGUAAAAUCACUAAGCUUCCUUUUUAUCUUCGGUUUAUGUUCCAAUUUUUCUACCAUCUCUUGCAUAGACGAGGCUAUGGUGUGCUGGCCGGUGGGGUUUUACAUUGGGUGAUGCCUCCAAGGAUCGAAUUCGGAAUGAGGAAUACGAUUGUUGGUUUCGAUCUCGGAACAGAAGAGUUCAUCGAAGUGCCUCAACCUAAUUGCGCUGAUAAGAGCUAUCUGUUGGAUGUGGGUGUCUUGGAGGGACGCCUAUGUGCCGUUUGUAAUUAUGACCAAGAGAAGAUUGAUGUUUGGCUUAUGAAAGAAUAUGGGGUGAAAGAAUCUUGGACUCUGCUGCUUUCUGUUCAAAGAAGUAGAACCAUUAACACCCUAGCGUUUCUUAAACCGUUAGCUUAUUCCAAGGAUCUUGAUAAGGUUCUGUUCGAGAUUAAUAGCCAAAAGCUUGUCUGGUAUGAUCUACAAAAGAAGAAGAUGCGAAGUGUGAAGAUCGGUGGUAGUCCGGGUUCAUUUGGUGCUGAGGUUUAUAUAGGAAGCCUCAUUCAAAUCGAUGACCCAAAAAGGAUGCAAAUUGAGAAGCAAAACGAACUAGAGAAACGGAAGAACGAAAGUUGUAAGAAGAGGGAUGAUUUCCUUUCAAAAGGAUUCAAAUUGGUCUUAUAAUCAAAAUGAGGAAAAUAUGCAGUAUGAGCAAAGUUCGGACGAAGUUAAAUGGCGUCUUAUCUAUGAAGCUUCACACUAAGAAACGAAAUAGAUUGGCACAAUCUAGAUUGAAUGACAUGGUGUUUGUGAAAUUCAAUCAUGCCUUGGAGCGCCGAGCUAAAAGUAAGGAGACCGAUCCCAUUCUUUUGCAAGAUAUUGAUGAGAGCAAUGAGUGGUUGAUGGGAAGAAUGGAAGAAGAUGAAGAUGAUGAUGAGGCGGUGUUUGUUGGUGAGGAUUUGACAUAGAGUGAUGUUGCUAACGCUUCCGGUGCAUAUGAGCCUAGUUAUCUAACUAGAGCAUCAAAAGUAGUGAAUGAUGGAGCCGGACCAUCGAGAAAGGUAAAUCUCCUUCUCAUAAUCCUAUCUCUAGUAGACCAUCUCGUAGAUGCUUAGUUGAUGAAGAUGAGAUGGAAGAAGAUAUUGGAGUGUAUAGUGAUGAAGGAGAUGGUGUUGUCCGAGUUGAUGACGAUGACGAUUUAGAGGAUUUUUAGUUAUAAGGAAUUGAGGGUUUAGAAAAAUACUUUUGUUCAUCUCACUUUAGACUACUUUUAGUGUAGACCAUCUUUUGAGAUUAGUAUGCUCGUAUAGUCGUAUGGUUAAUCGUAUAU
Hibiscus syriacus is the source of this 1946-nucleotide messenger RNA. Its product is annotated as F-box protein CPR1-like. The record is from RefSeq and is a predicted model, not a curated record. Lineage: Eukaryota; Viridiplantae; Streptophyta; Magnoliopsida; Malvales; Malvaceae. The transcript is spliced from 3 exons. The coding region runs from base 98 to 1300 and encodes 400 amino acids. Gene Ontology annotation, molecular function: protein binding.